AAAAGUGGCAAGCGUUCAUUUUUGCAUUCCAAUCUCCAACAGCUGUCUUUCUUUUCCAUCCGUCUCUAACUCUUCAAAUUGUUGACUUUUUUUUGAGUAUUGGGCCUUUAUACUUUCAUAGCACAACACAUCAAAUAACAAACCAUGGCCACCACUGACGUCUCCACUUACAGGUACAACCACACGAUGUACCGCAUCAAGGAUGCCAAAGCCUCGCUCAAAUUCUACACCGAGGCUUUGGGCAUGAAGCUUGUUGACGAGUACCACAAUGCCGAAGCCAAGUUCUCGCUGUACUUCCUCGGCUACGAGGACCCGGCCUCCGCGGGACUGGUCAGGCUCGGCCGCCAGGGUCUUUUGGAGCUGACUCAUAACCACGGCACCGAGGACGACGAGAGCUUUGCGUACAGCACUGGAAACGGCGAUGUCGGCGGCUACGGCCACAUUGCGAUCACUGUUGAUGAUUUGCAGGGUGCUUGCAAGCGCUUUGAUGAUUUGGGCGUCAAGUUUGUCAAGAGGCCUGAGGAAGGCCGCAUGAAGCAUAUUGCGUUUGUUGCAGAUCCCGAUGGCUACCGUGUCGAGAUUCUGGAGAACCCGAUGCUCAAGUAAAUCAAGCAAUUGGUAUUUAUAUGUAUUUUUAUACCUAAUACAAGAUUGUUUAUUUUUGUUUUGUGUGUGUGUGUCGUACGAGACGGUGAUAAUAUUAUUCGGUGGGUAGUUUUUUUAGAGGAUACUGUCCAAUUGUGUUCAACUGGUCGACUGGCUUGGCUUGGCUUUGCUUGGAUUAGAUUAGCUUGGCUUGGCUUGGGUUGAGCCUUUGUAUAGCUGCUGCUGCACAGCUGCAGACAUUGCAGAAAGGACGGGCGGAUUUUUUUUUGUGGUCACGAUUUUCUUUUUUGGAAAAUUCCUUUUUAAAAUUGAGAUAAACACAGUAUUUUUGGGUACAACACAACAGCCAUUAUCAACAUAUAAAACGGUGUUUUCUCUCCCUUCCCA
This is a messenger RNA of Kickxella alabastrina, 993 nucleotides long. RefSeq names its product lactoylglutathione lyase. Gene Ontology annotation, molecular function: metal ion binding; lactoylglutathione lyase activity. The coding region runs from base 145 to 606 and encodes 153 amino acids. The transcript has a single exon. The record is from RefSeq and is a predicted model, not a curated record. NCBI's taxonomy places the organism in Eukaryota, Fungi, Kickxellomycota, Kickxellomycetes, Kickxellales, Kickxellaceae.